AUGCGUCGGAUCACAACCGCCCUUGUGCUUUGUCUGAGCACGUCCGUCGCUGCCGACGUCACGCUCUUCCCGAUCCCGUUCUACCGCGGCGACGCCGUCGUGGCCACGACCAACGUCGCCAACACGGGCGACGCGUGGGUCCCGGUGCAGUCGCUGGCACUGUCGUCUGCCAAUGUCGAGUUUGUCGCGUAUGCCUUGCCCAACUACGAGGGCCCGUCGACCGUGUGGCGCCGCAACACGAGCUUCGUCAACAGUAGCGCGACGCCGAUCGCCUCGUACCAAGUGCGUCCGCGGACGGCGGCAACGUCUCUCAACACCACAGCGAACAGCAGCAGCAGCGUGACGCUAUGGAGCUACGUGCCAGUGAGCGACGGCCGGUCCACGUACUACUACAUGGUGCGCAACUCGAGCACGAGCGCAGGCAACCCCGAGUGUCUCUCGACCGGCGGCGUCAACUGCGACAAGCAAACGUCGCUGGCCUCGGCCGUGUACCUUGUCCGAAGCGUCGGCGACGCACUGCAGUGCGGCCCGGCGUCCGGCGUCGUGGCCGGGACACCGUGGAGCGAAGACCCGACCUCGAUCUGCGCCGCCGCCCGCAUCGCCUUGCGAGAAAGCCACGACGACCGUCCUCUCUGGAAGUGCAUGGGUGGCACCGCUGGCGUCGUCGGCCUCGUCCUCAGCAACAGCUCGAGCGCGAUGGAGUGCGUGCGCGACGUGCCGGCCUCGACGCGCCGCUGCACGACGUUUGCCAACCAAAAGGAGUGCAACACGGCGCUUACCCACCUCAUCGGGAACGUGACGGGCCUCGCGACGACAGUCUGCGGGGACCCCACCUCCUGCCUCUCGGCCCGGCCGUCGACGGCGCCGUUUACUGCGAUGCCCGCCCGCCAAGGCGACGCGCUCUCGUGGCAGGCGGGGGCUGUCUUUGGGGCCACGGGCGUGCUCGCGAUCCUCGGCCUCUCGUAUGUCUUUGGCCCGCGCCGCACGGAGCCAAACGUCAACAUUGAGGCCACGUGCACGUCGAGCUGCGCCGACGACGAGCCCAACGAGACACGCUACGUCGCGACCGUCUAAGCCGGCGUCGGCUCUCUGUUGUUGCGUAACUUAUCCUCUUCUAUGUUAUAAUCAAGCGUACAGUUAGUUAGUGC
Molecule: messenger RNA, 1148 nt
Organism: Saprolegnia parasitica CBS 223.65
Lineage: Eukaryota; Oomycota; Saprolegniomycetes; Saprolegniales; Saprolegniaceae
Exons: 2
Coding region: 1-1074 (357 amino acids)
Source: RefSeq, a predicted model, not a curated record